Molecule: messenger RNA, 231 nt
Organism: Sphenostylis stenocarpa
Lineage: Eukaryota; Viridiplantae; Streptophyta; Magnoliopsida; Fabales; Fabaceae
Source: the annotation of a GenBank genome assembly
AUGAGGGGAAAUAAGAACUUUGUUAUGCAUAAAAAGAAAGAAGAAGGAAGGAAGCAGCUUUUGAAUGGUACCUCUCACACGAAGUUUGAAGUCCGUACAGCUGUGCUAAACGCAUCGAAUUCACCAAGUGGCGUCCUGAAAUUAGUGCCGCGUUUGGUCGGUCAGGCCGAACAUUCAAGAAACAAAUUCAACUUAUCAUUGUUUGGAGAAGCAUCAAAAUAUCUUCAAUAA